Salvia miltiorrhiza (redroot sage) is the source of this 2499-nucleotide messenger RNA. Its product is annotated as phosphoinositide phospholipase C 6-like. Bases 467 to 2236 code for a protein of 589 amino acids. The record is from RefSeq and is a predicted model, not a curated record. Gene Ontology annotation, molecular function: phosphatidylinositol-4,5-bisphosphate phospholipase C activity. Lineage: Eukaryota; Viridiplantae; Streptophyta; Magnoliopsida; Lamiales; Lamiaceae. Gene Ontology annotation, biological process: phosphatidylinositol-mediated signaling; lipid metabolic process. The transcript has 9 exons.
AGUGAGUAAUUUGUUUGUAAUAAUGCAUUAACAUGGAUCCAGCCUCACAUUGUCCUUAAUUUUAGCUUUCUUCUUCCUCAAUCCAAAUUCCCUCAACUUUUUUCUUCCCAAAACCACAUUCCAUCUAUCUUUUCAUCUUUUUCCCUUUUUUUUUUUUUUGAAUUUUCUGCUGUAACAAUUCAUGGUUACGUGAUUAUUCCCACCACUUUCUUCCUCCCAAAACCAAAACCACAACCACGUUAAUUUCAUCCUUUUUCCCCUUCAAUUUUCUUUGUUCGAAUUUUUUGAUUUGUAGAAUUCAUGUUUACAUGAUUUUGAUCGAGAAUGACACCGCGGAAAAAGAAUCCAAAUGGAUAGAGAUUAUUAUAGAUACAUAAUCGCGGAUGAUGUAUAUGUAUACAUGCAGGCAGAGAUUCCGCGUGGUGGGUAAGAAGAGAGGGAAAGAGGUAGUUAGAGAGAGAGGGAAAUGGGGAGCUACAAUUAUUACAAGAUGUUCGGGUGCUUCAACCGGAAGUUCAAGAUCAGCGAGUCGGAGCCGCCGCCGGACGUGAGAGAGGCGUUCUGGCGGUUCACGGCGGGGGCGCAGCAGAUGACGGCGGAGCAGCUGCUCAAGUUCAUGGUGCAGCACCAGGAGGAUUACAACUGCACCGCCGUGGACGUGCAGGAUAUCAUGCAGCACGUCUUCCACCGCCGCCACCACCACAACCUCCAACAAGAGAUUAAGCACCUCGCCUUCACCCUUGAGGACUUCUUCUAUUUCCUUUUUCAAGAUGAUCUCAAUGGCCCUAUCAAUCCCCAGGUACACCAUGACAUGACUGCUCCGUUGCAUCAUUAUUUCAUAUAUACAGGUCACAAUUCCUACUUAACCGGGAACCAGUUGAGCAGUGACUGUAGUGAAAUCCCUAUUGUAAGAGCUCUUGAAAAUGGUGUGAGGGGAAUCGAGCUCGAUUUAUGGCCCAAUUCUACCAAAGAUAAUGUACAUGUGCUUCAUGGAAGAACGCUUACGACACCAGUGCCACUCAUCAAAUGCUUCAAGUCUAUAAAAGAGCACGCGUUUGUCAAAUCGCCUUACCCUGUCAUAAUCACGUUAGAGGAUCAUCUCACUCCGGAGCUCCAGGCUAGAGUGGCAGAGAUGGCAAUACGAAUUUUUGGAGAAUCGUUGUAUUGCCCUGAAUCAGGCUGCGUGGAGGAAUUUCCACCGGUUGAGUCCUUGAGGCAUAAGAUUAUACUCUCAACAAAGCCACCUAAAGAGUAUCUCGGAUCCAAUCACAGCAAGGAAGGAGAAACAUCCUCACCAAAGGAUAAAGAAUUUUCUGACGAUGAGACUGAAGCUGAAUCUGAAGUUGAUGACAAGCCAGAAUAUCAGAGCGACAGUGAUUAUGAGGAUUACGACAACUGUGGUAGAAGAUCGGGCAAUGUGGCAGCACCGGAAUACAAGCGUCUGAUUGCCAUUCAUGCCGGGAAUGCCAAGAAGAAGUGCUUGAGGCAGGUGCUGAGAAUCAGAAUUGACAGAGCUAGACGGCUUAGUUUGAGCGAGCAAGAACUUGAAAGGGCUGCAGCCUUGUAUGCUAGUGACGUCGUGAGGUUCACCCAGAAGCACUUGUUGAGGGUGUUUCCUAAGGGAACGCGGGUAACUUCAUCAAAUUUUAGUCCAAUCAUGGCGUGGAUGCAUGGAGCGCAGAUGGUCGCGUUUAAUAUGCAGGGAUAUGGAAAAUCUCUUUGGAUGAUGCAUGGAUUCUUCAGAGCGAAUGGAGGCUGUGGUUAUUUCAAGAAACCACAUUUGCUUAUGAGCAAGAAUUCAAACGGCGAUGUCUUUGAUCCCAAAUUGCCAUGGCCUGUGAGGGUGACGUUAAAGGUAAUCGUGUACAUGGGAGACGGGUGGCGUCUGGAUUUCAGCCACACUCACUUUGAUACGUAUUCACCACCGGACUUCUAUACAAAGAUAUAUGUCAUCGGUGUGCCACUAGACGCCACCAAGAGCAAAACGAGGGUAAUAGAAGACGAUUGGGCGCCUUACUGGGAUCAAGAGUUCACUUUUCCAUUAAGAGUUCCGGAGCUAGCUCUCCUACGGAUAGAAGUCCGCGAGUAUGAUAGAUCGGACAAGGAUGAUUUCGGAGGGCAGACAUGUAUACCGGUGUCGGAGUUGAGACCGGGGAUUCGAGCAGUUCCACUCUACGACAAGAAGGGUCGGAAAUUCAAAUCUGUUAGGCUUCUUAUGAGGUUUAGGUUUGAAUGAAAUGUAUUUUUGUUCAAAUUUGUAUACAUGUUUUUUAUUUAUUUUUUCUGUAUUUGGGCAUGCAUGCAAGGUUUGUUAUGUCCAAUUCCUUUGUACAAAAGUUGUUGCAUUUGUUAGAAAGGAUUAAGCAAUAGAGGACUUGUAGUAUGUAAUGAGUUUUAAAUUGACUAGAGAAACUCCAAGAAUUAUAAAAACUUGUGUGAAACUUCUCAUGAUCAAAUUAUAAUUGAAAUUUAGUAUGAUUUCAUGAUUAAUAUAGAGAA